This is a messenger RNA of Desarmillaria tabescens, 7509 nucleotides long. Its product is annotated as putative polyketide synthase. NCBI's taxonomy places the organism in Eukaryota, Fungi, Basidiomycota, Agaricomycetes, Agaricales, Physalacriaceae. The record is from RefSeq and is a predicted model, not a curated record. The transcript is spliced from 23 exons. The coding region runs from base 1 to 7509 and encodes 2502 amino acids. Gene Ontology annotation, molecular function: fatty acid synthase activity; 3-oxoacyl-[acyl-carrier-protein] synthase activity. Gene Ontology annotation, biological process: fatty acid biosynthetic process.
AUGGCCCCAAAAUCGGAGUCGAACACCCUUCCCGCCAUUGCUAUCGUUGGGAUUUCUACUGAGCUUCCUAGUGGCCAAGUGCUGCCUGAAAACUUGGGUCAUUCCGCAUUUUUCCAGUUUCUCUUGGACAAGCGCCAGUCCUACGAAACGAUCCCCCUUGAAAGAUUUGAUAUCGACACUUGGUAUGGGAAGAAAACUAGCAACGUUGUCACGAAAAAGGGAUCCUUUUUGAAGUCUAUCGCCCUCUUCGAUCCUUUGGAAUUUGGCAUUUCCUCUAGAGAUGUUGCGGCAAUGGCGGUAUCCACGAGAAAACUUAUUGAACAUAGCUUUCUCGCAUUAUUGGACUCUGGAAUCCAUUACCGUGGACAGAACGUCGGAUGCUUCAUGUCUUCCACCAUGGAAACCACGUACACAACCCACCUGGUGAACGAGGAGUUGGCCGGGUCACUUGCCGGGUACCCGUACUCUGCCGCAAACAAAGUUUCCUAUCAUCUAGAUCUUCGAGGACCUACCAUUCCAACAACUACAGCAUGUAGCUCCACCGCAUCUGCCUUAUAUCUCGCUGUUCAGGCUCUCAGAGCCGGGGAUUGCGAGGCCGCCGUAGUCGGAGGUUGUCAGCUCAAUUACACUGUAGAGGAUUGGAUCCAGUAUAGCGAUGGAAAAGUCUUGUCCCCAGACGGAGAGUGCAAACCAUUUGAUGCUUCCGCAGACGGGUUUUCUCGUGGCGAGGGUGUUGCCGUUAUAGUCGUCAAAUUUCUGGACCAGGCUAUCUCUGAUGGUGAUCACAUCUAUGCUUCUAUUCUGGGCGUCGGUAUUAACUCAACUGGAUCCGCGGGUCCCGUCAGUGCUCCUGUUGCUGAUGCUCAGGCUGACGCUAUGCGGAGGGCAUUUGCCGGAACUGGUCGCAAACCUUCGGAGGUCGACUUUGUCGAGCUACAUGCUACAGGAACCGCUGUAGGCGAUCCUACAGAAGCCAACUGGGUUGGAAAGGCGUUCCAGCGAGACGAUACUUUACCUGUCGGAAGUGUCAAAGGCAAUAUCGGUCAUCUAGAGAUUACAUCUUUCUUUGCAUCAGUAUCAAAGGUCUGUUCAAUGUUUGAGACGAGGAUUAUCCCACCAACUGUCGGUAUCCGCACUCUCAAUCCGGCCAUUGACUCUUUGAGUAGGGAUGUGCACCGUAUCCGUACUACGGUGGUCUCCAUCAAUAGUUCUGGAAUUGGCGGUGCGAAUGGUCACGCAUUACUAGAAGCACCUCCAUCAGUCGGUCUUCCGACGAACUCUUCGAUAGAUGAUGGUCCCACCCUACUGGUUACUGGGGGAUUAUCGCCGCGAUCCGCCUCAGCUAAUACUGACUCCUUGGCUGCACUCAUCAAGAAGUAUCCAAGUCAAGCUCGGGCAAUUUCGACAAUUCAUGGAAGACAGGCUCGCCAAAUGACCUGGCGUACUUAUGGGAUAUACAAUCCCAAAGACUCCGUAUUGUCCUUCUCUCCUCCGGCUCUAUGUCCUCGUCAAUCGAGCCGUUCUCCUAUCAUUUUUGUGUUCUCGGGACAAGGACCGCAGCACAUCAACAUGGGUCGUGAACUCUUCAAGGCUUUCCCCGUUUUCCGGGACAGUGUCUUUCGAAUGGAUGCUAUUUACAAGAGUGUGGUAGGCCACUCCUUGGUCCUUCACACCGGUCUCUUUACAGAUGAAGCUGAGAAUUCUUCACUCAAAAACGGAACUUGGCCUAUCUCUAUUAUUAUCCCUUCGCUAGCCAUCUUGCAGAUGGCACUCGUAGACUUACUUCGAAGUGUUGGGAUUGUUCCUGACGCCGUAUUUGGACAUUCGGCUGGCGAGACUCCCAUGCUCUACGGUGCAGGUCUGGCAAGCCAAGAGAUGGCCCUCAAACUCGCCAUUGCCAGGGGAAGGGCCUUCACACUUGCUGAAGAUGUCGACGGUUGUAUGGCUGCUAUGAGCUGCAGCUCCGCUCAAGCAGGGAAAAUUAUUCAGUCUGCUAAGCAAGAUUCGUCUGCCACCUCUGUGCUCGAGAUCGCGUGUUUCAACGGACCCGAUGCCGUUACUAUUAGCGGUCAUAGGCUCCUAGUUGAACAUGCCAUCGAUAUAGCUCGAAGCAAGGGUAUCUUUGCUACGAAGCUGCGUAGCUCAGUGCCUGUUCAUUCUACCCUUAUGGACAUAUGCCAUGACGAAUUUCAGGACCUUGUUUCGCAGGUGUUUGAGGAGCAUUCGAUAGCGGCACCGUCUUUACCAGUUUAUUCAACCGUCACUGGUAAUCGACAGAGUGAAGCUUUUACGUCCCAGUAUUUCUGGGCGAAUGCCAGACAACCUGUGUUGUUCUCCUCGGCAGCAGCGUGCAUGAGGAAGGACCAUCCAGAUGCCAUAUAUGUGGAGAUCGGACCACAUCCUGUACUUGCCACCUAUCUGGAGGAUCCGCAAGUCAAAGCAGUUCUAUGCCCCUUGAUUCGGCCACGCUCUUCCACUCCCAGAUCUCCCUCGGAGGCGUACACUUUCCUGGAUUCUCUAGGACGAAUUAAUGUUUUAGCACCCAAACACUCUGAAGUCGACUUCAGACGACUCAAUAUGUAUCACGGCUCCUUGAAAAUUGUUCCUGCCAUCGUCUAUCCGUUCCAACGGAAGGAAAUACCCUAUUACCGAGGUUUAUCGAACCAAAACACUUCUCAAAGUCGCAUACGUGCUACGCGGAAUGGACCUUUAGGACAGAAGGAUAUGAACAUCAGUGCUUCAAGUCAUCCGAGCUUAAUCGAUCGUGUCAUAUGUGGUGAACCGGUCAUGCCUGCUGCUGGGUACAUCGAAAUGGCGUUCGCAGCAGGUGGUCGAGUCUUAUGGAAUGUCGCUUUCGAAGCAAUUAUGCCGCUUUCCAAGAACGCACGGCCGGUAAAGUUCGAGCUUGACAGCUGCCGAUGGACUGUUGUGUCUACUGUGAAUGGCUCAACGACUUCAGUAACGCAAACUCAUGCUCAAGGACAUAUGUCAAAGGCCAACAUAUUACGACCGCCUGACCUGGAUAUCAGCACCUUUCAGUCUCAAAAUACGCAACUGAGUGUAGAUAAUCUUUAUAAAGAGUUAUCGUACUUCGCACAGUAUGGGACCCUGUAUCAACGAGUGAAUGCCUGUUGGAUGAACGAGCGAGAGGGUCUAUUCCGGAUCAGGGGUGCCGACGAAGAGAUGAUUUCCGAAGGAUACGUUCUUCAUCCGGCAAUUUUAGACUCCUGUAUACAUUCUGCAGUGCACCAUCGGAUCACGGAGAACAUGGAUCCCAACUCGUAUUUUCUUCCGUCUCGAGUGGAAGUGGUGACUGUAUACGACAAACCGGAAGCGGACGUCCUCCAGAACGAUCUGUAUGCCAAAAUCAUUAGACAGAAAUGGAUGCCAGACGCCAUUGUCUUUGAUGUCAGCAUUGUGGGGGAACAUGGCCAACACAUCCUCAAAUUAUCAGGCCUUCAAGUUGAACGACAUCACCUAUCACCUGUGAAACCAAUAUCUCGAAGCUUCGACAUGGUCCACCAGCCAUAUGGACUACCGAAUCUGCCGUUACAUUAUCCUUCGGAGGCGAAGGGACCAAAACCUCAUUCUCCAGAACGCGACUCUUCUCACCAAACACCUAACGGUGACACUAGUCCACUGGAUCUCAUCCUUGCUCAGACUACCGAACGGCUACAUCGCGCUAUAGACCUGAUCGCUGACUAUGGUAUCCGAGUCCUCAGGAUCUUAGAUCUGACUGCGGAAGACUCUAUUUGUGGAACGCUCGCGUCGCAAGUUUUGCACCUGAUGAAUGAGAAGCAGGUGUUCCUCGAGUACUCCAGCGUUAGACCACUGCAAACGCCAUUCAACAGUUCGGACGGAUGUUCCUAUCACAAUGUCAGAAUUGAAUGGGAUAGAGCUAGGACAGACCAACACGACUCCUCUGUUUUCUACGACAUAAUUCUUGGCGUCGACGCCAACAUAACCCCUUCCCACAUCGACAUCCUGUACGAUCUUCUGGUUCCCGGGGGUAAAGUCAUUAUAAGCGUCGUGGACAAGGCACAGAAACCCCUCCUCAAGUUGGAGGAUUUAUGGCGGACGUCAAUACAAGAACACUUUCAUUCUUCCAAAGUAACGACAGGCGACUCUAUCCUGAUCGAAGCGCAGAAGAUCGUCUUACAGCUUCCCGACGUCCGUCGUGGCAAUUACAAUAAUCUGGCACCUUCGAUACUAUCAUUUUCCUUGGGCGGAGAGUUAGCUAUUCGUGGCGACAUUAUCCGGCUUCAAAGUUCAAACGCACCUGUAAUCUGGAUUGAGUCCACCAUGAAUAUUUCAGGCGCCGCCGCUCGCGGUUUCUGUCGAUCACUGAGGAGGGAGAUUCUGGGGACAAGAAUUUGUCUUGUGCUUUUUAACGAGAUAUGGUCGGCACCAGAGCGCGGAAGAUAUAUCCAUUGGCUGUCGCACAUGAAAGGCCUCGAGUACGAGUCGGAAUUCGUCGUUGAGAGUGACGGCCGACUCUUUCUUCCUAGAGUGGUUCCUUCUCCAUCGUUCAAAGUUCCAGAAACUUCAUCCGUUGAACUUGCCUCCAAGUAUUGGGUCGUGAAGGAUUCAGGUCAAAUCACCGAAUCCCCUCGUCCGCUUGUUCCACCAAACCACGUUCUUCUAUCCAUUGAGCUCGAAUCUGCACCUAUCGGUGGCCUACGGGGCGUGUAUGGAGAAAUCGUCGAGACAUGUAGUACGGAACAUCGUAUCAAGACCCAUGUUGCAGGUAUUAUCUCCGGGCCGCAAUCCAACUUCACUGUUGUCCAUACUGGGCAACUUCUUCCCAUCCCUCAACAGUGGAAGGACCGACUGGACGCGCUUGUCCCAAUUCUCAUUAUCACUUGCUGCAUCGGUUUCGGGUCACUGAAAGACCAUCCUCGAGUUCGGGAGCGUCGAGUAGUUCUCGCACUCAGGAACGGUGAAAAAUCGGAUCUCGGGCCCCGCCUUGUUCGCACGUUAGAAUUCUUUGGUGUCUCUACAGUCCUUGCAUUUGGCGAAGCUCCCCAACUCCUGGGCGUGGUAAAAUCAGGCGACUUUGUCCUCUCGGAUUAUGAUGAACACUGGGAAAGUGUGCGAAGCAUCUGCGAUUUUCUUGGCGCAUCAUUAUACUUUUGGGAUGACCCCGUGAGUGGAACAAGAGAAGAAGUCGGAAGGAAUCCGUGGGUCGUUUCUGAUGCCUUCAAAGAUGACUUUGAAUUUCCAUCACUGUUGCUGGUCCCACCUCGGACUCCUCUCAAUAUCGUUGAGACUAUGGAGCAGAAACUCGAUCCAUGUCUCCUACGUCCAGACGUAUUUUAUUUGCUACAAGGCGGAAUCGGAUCUCUUGGAUUACAGAUUGCUCUUUGGAUGUAUGAGAAAGGUGCCCGAAAGAUCGUACUGACAUCUCGUAGUGGAGGACGGGCGUUAUCCAAGAAAAACCCUGCAGCUUCUCGAAUUCUGUCCUAUCUUCAAGAACAGCCUAAUUUAGUAUUGCAUCUUGAAUGUUGUGAUGCCAGCUCCGUUUCAGACACACAGAGGCUACUGUCCAGGCUUCCAGGACGUAUCGGUGGAUGUAUUCUGCUCUCCGCCGUUUGGGCAGAUGGAGCGUACAUGAAACAUACUCAAGACACAUACUAUCACGUCUUUCCGGCCAAGAUUGAAGCAUUUAGAACCCUGGAACAAACUCUUCAGAUCAGAAAGCUUGACUUUCUAGUAACACUAUCGUCUGUGAUCAUCUUUGGCAAUUCGGGACAAACCAAUUACUCUAGCGCCAAUACUGCAGUCGACUUUAUGACGAAAGAUUACCCUAAUGCGUUUGCAUUGGUAGCUCCGGCUAUCGUUGACAGCGACACCGUCAUCGACCCGGACACCUUGCUUCCUAACCCGUCUUUGACUCAAUUGGUGCCAUGGGCGAUGUCCAGCCGACAAUUGUGCGAUUGCCUGGAGGACGGCCUAAAGAGGUUGCAUAGUCAAGCAUUUUGGCUCUACAUCCCGGAUCUCUCUUGGACAGACGUACAGACGUUAUGUGGGUCAUCUCCCAUAUACAACCAUCUCCUACCGCCACCAGCCACCUCUUCUGAGGAUACAAUGACAAGCUAUAACGUUUCGGUCGAAAAACUUGUUUGUCACUGUCUUAACAUGUCAAGCGAAGAGAUCUCCCCUGAUGUUCCGCUCUCCGCUUACGGACUGGAUUCAGUCUCCGCGAGUCGGCUCUCUCUUGCACUCCGAUCUCUUUUAACCAUUACACAACUGCAGCUCCUUGGUGAUGUUAGCAUUGGAGACAUUUGCGCCCUAAUUGAGAAGAAGAAUGGCCACCGGCCUGGAGAGAAUGGGAGGUUGCAAGCACAGGGAGACUCCAUCUCCCCAAGGCUCUCCAUCAGUCCAGACUCCCAUAUAGAGGCCAUGCAUGCGAUGGUGCAAACCUAUGCUGGGAACUUCCCUCCAGUUUCGAAAAAGCGUACAACCUUACCCAUUGGUAAGGUUGUACUUGUCACCGGCACAACGGGUGGCUUAGGAUGUCAUAUCCUGGCGAGCUUGAUAUCCGAUCCCAGUGUACUACAUAUCUACGCUGUGAACCGUCUGGGAGACGUGCCUGUUGACGAAAGACAACGACAGGCAUUCCUGGAUCGUGACCUAUAUGUCGACAUGGGGAAGGUGACUAUGAUGGAGGUGGAUUUAUCUGUGGAUAUUCGGAUGUUUGACAAGCUCAUUGACUCAAUAACGCAUAUUAUUCACAUUGCGUGGCUCGUGGACUUCAAUAUGGGUCUGUCUUCGUACAAGGAUAACAUUCAGGGACUACGAAAUCUGAUUGACUUCGCCCUCGCCUCCCAAGCACGGCUCGUGUACGCAAGUUCCAUUGGAGUCUUUCAAAACGCUACAGAGGAUCACUCUCUUGCUGAGACCCACAUUGAUGCGGAAUUUGCACAAGGAAAUGGAUACGGCGAGUCGAAAUGGGUUUUAGAGGAACUCCUACGUUUAGCUCCCGGUUUACGGUAUCUCGUCGCUCGCAUUGGCCAGCUUACGGGUGAUUUGAAUGGUACCUGGAAAGUCAGCGAAUGGUUCCCUUCAGUUGUUCAAAGCGCUCCUUUCCUUGGAUGCCUUCCCAAUGACGAUAAGCCUGUAUCCUGGCUUCCGGUAAAUGUAGCUGCUCAAGCAAUUAUUGACCGUAUCGACAUUUCUUCCUCCAUCGUCCAUAUCGUACACCCGAAACCAGUCCAAUGGCCCCAACUAGCUCAUAUCGUUUCUAACGAGUUGAACAUCGAAUUGGUGCCUUACGCCGAGUGGUUCAAGUUGCUGGAAAAGUCCACUUUGGAUGCAGCAGCGCUGCCAGCUAUGCGACUUGUCUCGUACUAUAAAUACAACGGUGAGACGUUGCUGUGGAAGAAUAGCGAGGCAUUUGGGUUACCGAAAGUUUCGGCGGAGUUGGUGAAGACAGCAGACUUCCCGCAAUUAGAUGUUAAUGAAGUAAAGAAGUGGCUGGCUUAUUGGCGCAGGGUAGGCAUGAUAUAA